CUAUAGCAACGCUCUGUGUCGAAAAGCGUCACAUCAACAGUAAGACGGCAUAUGUUACACUGUUGAUAGGAGAAAGAAAGCGAUAUUUGAAGGUAAAUAUGCGAAGGUCACAGAUUUACGGUAGUCCAUGUUCCAAGAAAGAAAGAUCUGAGUUCAGACCAACAGGCAACUUUGACCAGGAUCAGAUUUUUCUUCAAUCUCUGAAGGAGUACAUGAAAGAGGAGAAAGUGUUUCUAAACUGUCCACCAGAUGGUGCUGAUGAGCUGCGGUACACAGUCUAUCGCUCUGUUUUCAGCCAGGUGAUUUCUCGAGCCACACUUUAUAGAAAGCUCCUCUUGAAUAUAAAGUCGGAGUAUGAUGACGUAAUUGAAGAACUGAAGAGGAAGAAGAAUGACGCCAGAACGACUAUGCGACAUCUUGCUGUUGCGACGUCAAAGUUAACGUCACUGAAAGUCUGUCAAUGUCGAGAAGAGAAACUGAGACACAGGAUCGCCGACCUGAAAAAGGAAACUUCACAACUUAGAGAUGAGAUAAAGAGACGGAGAACAUCAACAGGAGAGAGAGAAUGGAUUCCAGGUCUGACUGUGGCUCAGUCUCAGGAUGUGGAUGUUCUGGACCAGCACCUGAAUCAUCUCUGUGCUCACAGAGACGCCCUGCUGGAGAAGAAGCGUCACUGUGUGCCCCUGCAGGUCAAAGUCCGUCUGGAUGCAGAGCUUCAGAGAGUGGAGAGACGACGAGGAGGACUAAAAACUGAGAACCAGUCUCUGAAAGUCCUCUACAAACGUCUGGCGUUUGUGUAUGACGGACUGUGUCAACAGCACCGUUUGGAGGAAGUCCUGGACCGAGUCAGACAAAUCAGAGUGACAGGUGACGACAGCUUUGACACUGAGCUGUUCAGGGAUGAAGAACCAUCUGGACUGGAUGAGUCUGAGCUCCUGGACCAAACCCUGGACAGGUUUGUUGAACUCUUUGACUCGGCCCAGUUUGAGGAGGCAGCUCUCCUCGCUGCCAGUUCCCCUGGUGGAGUUCUGAGGAACUUGGACAUUAUGGAGAUGUUUGAAGGUGUGAUCGCCCCCCCGGACUCAGCUCCCUCAGGGUCCAGUCCUCCUCUCCUCCACUUCUUCCAGGCUCUGUUGACCACAGCACCAGCGGGGGUGCAGUUGUCUGCUCCUCUCUCCCUACGGUGUGUCCUCGUCUGUGCGCAGCACCGAGCGUCACAGCUCGUCGUCCACGCUGUCUCCCAGAACAAGUAUGAUCUGAUACUGACCUUCUCUGAGGAGCUGGGCGACGUCCUCACUGAGCAUGCUCUGAAAAACGCCAGCAUAAAAGAGCAGUAUCUGGCUCUGGCCUCUGUCGUGUACGAAGGCUGUGGACCGGACAGGAAGAGCGCACUGAGCAUGUGCAGGAGAGGCCUGAACCACAGAGCUGCUGAGCUGAUGGAGCAGAGUCAGAGCGUCACAGAUGAGGACAUGGUGUGGGUGCUGUGUCAGUGGCCCAGUCUCUCCCUCCUCCGGUCGCUGACUGAACCCCGACCCGGAGAUUGUGAUCACCUCCGCCGUGCUUCCAUCUUGUCAGUGUGCGUGGCGUGUUCCACUCUGCUCACGGACCCCGAGCGGCAGCCGUUGGUGCUGCAGCUUCUGGACGACCUCGUCCACCGAGGGGUUUUGGAGGACGUUAUGUUAGAAGACAACCACUCCACGGUGGACGGUUGGAUCCAGGUGGUUUCUCUUUGCUCUGAGCUGAAGCGUGUGGACCUGAGUCAGGCCAUCACCUCAGUCCUGCUGAGUCAUGGUGGGACCAGAGUCCUGAGUCCAGGUCUGGACGGAGCUCGCCUCGUGGAGCACGUCUUCCUGUGAAGACAGGAUGUGGCCACACCUCCUUCAAGAAAGUCAGCCAAUACAGAGUGAGGCUAAACAUGAGGUCGUGGCCCACAUGAGACCAACGCGAACACUGUCGUUUAAACACAGCUUCACUUCUGUUUCUUUUUCUUUUUUUCUAGAGAGUGAGCGGUUUAAAUCUUCUCUAAUCUUAUCACAUAUAAAUUCUUUAACAGUAAUCAUUUAAAUUGAUGACCUGUUUGUUUGCUGUAAAUGAUUGAUGUUUGAGUUUUUGUGCUGGUUGAAAAAAAUAAAUCAGAAGAAAAGCAUGAAAUCGUAGUAAGCAGCCCACGGGGUUACGGUCCUUGAAUGCAGCAUUUCACUGCUUUGCAUCAGUGUUGUGGAAGUGAUUAGUCAUCCUCACUCAACUGAUGCUGCACCAAAAUAAACCCAGUAGACGAGUGCAGUGUGGACACAAUGGAGUGUUUUGUUUUAUUAUCUGACUGUUCUGUCAACUCAUGUCCUUCAGUCUCCAGGGAGUUUGACUGUGUUUGUGUGUUUGUUCUGCUCCUUCUCUCUGGUGAGCGUUUGACCACAGUAACUGCACCAUGACUCAGGCUUUAAACCCCACAGAAAUGAACCACUGGAGAUGAAUGGAUGGAACUGAGUGACUGUAGGAACUCAUUGAUCUAUAGAGGGAUUUCUAACUAUUACCAAAAAUGAUCAUUUCCUUUGCAAACUUUAACAUAAACAGAAACUGGAUCUGAUCUUCAUCUUCUUUAGAUUAGAUUUACUCUAACUUUGAAAUAUUUUUCUUUAUCUUUUAAAAAUAAAACUGAAUAUAAUCAACUUAAUUUUGUUUUGUUUGUGAAUAAUAAUAUUAAUAAUAAUAAUGUAUUGAUUUGUUUUAAAGAGAAUACAUAUCAGUUUCUGCAUUCUUGUUCACAUUUGACGAAUAAUAAAUAAAAAAUAGAAUUAAGCUUUAUUUAAUGUCACUCUUGUACUUUUGGUUUUUCGGAGCCUGUUGGUUUUAAAGUUACUCAGAGUGUGUCUGACCUUUAACCUUAGUAUUUUCACUUCACCCCUGUCUUUAUCACACAGUUAGUACUAGAACAAGAAGUGCUCCUUGUUCUCGUUAUGUAAUCUGGUUCCUUUUUACUGCUCCUCAACAUUUAAAAAAAGGUUCAGCUGAAGGCGAGGUCAGGUUUAGCUUUGACACUUCUAAUUGGUUAGA
Cynoglossus semilaevis (tongue sole) is the source of this 3051-nucleotide messenger RNA. Its product is annotated as clathrin heavy chain linker domain-containing protein 1. The transcript has 11 exons. The coding region runs from base 99 to 1856 and encodes 585 amino acids. The record is from RefSeq and is a predicted model, not a curated record. NCBI's taxonomy places the organism in Eukaryota, Metazoa, Chordata, Actinopteri, Pleuronectiformes, Cynoglossidae.